CGGGGAAGCCGCGCCUGCCUUGGCCGCGGGGGCUGUAGCGCGCGCGCGCUCGCUGGCUGGCUUCCGGGCUCGCCUGCCUCUUGGAACGCUCGCGCUCGCCAUGGCCCAGAACGUUCAGAACGUCACACUGUCUCUCACGCUGCCCAUCACUUGUCACAUUUGCCUGGGAAAGGUACGCCAGCCUGUCAUCUGCACCAACAAUCAUGUCUUUUGCUCUGUCUGUAUUGAAGUGUGGCUGAAGAACAACAGCCAGUGUCCUGCUUGUAGAAUCCCCAUCACGCCUGAAAAUCCCUGCAAAGAGGUUCUAGGAGGAACAAGCGAAAGUAAUCCAGUCUUUAGCCCUGCAAUCAGGAAACAGCUCCGCAAGACAAGGCUUGAGAUACUCCACAAAGAAUAUGAGGAUGAAAUUGAAUCUUUGCAAAAAGAGAUGGAAGAGGUGAAAGAGAAAAACUCCAGUUUGGAGUCCCAGCUAAAAUCUGUCCUGCAGCCCUUGACGGUGGAGGUGUCGGGCAAAACCCCAGAAAAUCCUGAGCUUUCAUCUGAGGAGCACAGAGUCAACCCUGAGACUUUGGCAACGUGGACUCAAAAGCUUCAGACUGCGAAUGAUAUGUAUGAGAAAGUGAAGGACGACAUGGACAAGUUAAUCGAGGUAAAUAAGAAACUGAGGCUUGAAAACGGGAGCCUUGUGAGGGAGAACUUGCGGCUAAAGGCUGAGGUUGGAAGCCGAUCGCCCCAGAAGUUUGGGAGGUUUACUGUAGCAGCACUUCAGUCCAAGCUAGAACAGUGUGAGCGUGAAACGAACCGGCUUAAGAAAGCCCUGGAAAGAAGUGAUUCCUAUAUAGAAGACCUGGAGUCCCAGAUUUCUCAUCUCAAAAGGGAACGUGACCAAAGGAAAAAUGCACAGUCUGAAAGUGAUGUUCCUGUUCCCAUGGAGGAGAAGGAGAACAAAGGUGUACCCAGUGAGACUGUGCUGCUGGAAAACCCAGAGGAGCAGCACGCAGAACAAAACUGCUUGUGUGCUAGCCAUGCCCCUGAUGAUCUUGAGCCAUCAACGGGUAGUGGACUGUUAAGCACCAACAAUGAUGUCUGCUUAAAUUCCACCAGCCAGGGCUGUUCGGAUGAAUCUGUCACCCAGGGCUCUGCAGAAAGGAAUGUUUUUGCAGGAUCACGGGAGGGUCUCUUGGAUAUUGCAGGCUCGGAUAUGGACACCUGUUCAGAGCAAACAUGGGAUAAAAUUGAGGACUGUGUACCAUAUAAAGAAGAACUUUAUGAACUUCCAGAUCCGUGCACACCAUUAUCACUCAGUUGCCUCCAGUUGAACACUCCCAGCAACAAGGACAGCCCUACAGUGAAAGAGGAGAGUCAGAGUGAGCCCUCAAACUUUCUCAGGAAAUUGGAAUUUGAGGAUUUUGAUGAGGUGUCCGACGACUGUAACAAAGACUCCCCAGAGCACAGCGCAAGCAGUUCUGAGAGCAGCGAUAACAAGGCAACCUGUUUUGCUGCCGACAAGCAGGUGUUUUGGAACAGGUGUCAGUCCCGCUAUGAUGAGAACUUGGACUUUGAAGGCUCAGAGCCAAAUGUGGUCUCAAGUGACUCUGGAGAGUCUUCGUCAAAAUCUAGUGAGAAAAUACGCACUCCCAGUGGGCCGAAGAAACUCCAUUCUGUCCGUUCUGCAGAAAUGAACCGCACCAGAACAUCUAGCGAGGCCUCUAUGGACGCAGCAUAUCUUGACAAAAUCUCUGAACUGGAUUCCAUGAUGUCAGAAUCAGACAAUAGCAAGAGCCCCUAUUAUCCCUCCAAGCCUUCUUCUGACCUGGAUAAUGGUUGCAAGUCGACCCCAUGUCCUGAUCUCUUAAGUGAAAAAGAGAAGAAUAUGAAAGAAAGGAAGGAGCCAAAUUCCCUCAAAUGUUCUCUGCCAGCAGAUCAUUCAGAAGAAGGGAACGAGUGGAAAUCGGCUAAUUUUUCAAUCCUUUCUCCCACAGCCCUAGACAUAACUGAGCCUUUUCCACUCUUUGCAAGUCGGACUUCUGAAGAGAAUGAAAUAAAACCUCAGAGUUUCUUAUUUCAAAGAGAGCUUUCUCCAAGCUUUCUCUUUAACAACUCUCGAGGAGGAUCCUUCGAAGAUCACAAACUUGGCUCUCCGCUAUUUAAAGUGGCACCUGAGCUUCAAAACCUCCAAAGCCAAGUCCAGUCUCCUUGGUCAUCUUCCUUUGUACCAGACAAAAAAACAAAAAACAUGCACACCUCAGCCAAAAGGAAAAUCCACGGUAGCUUGUCUAGCGCCAGCCCAUCAAAAACCACCAAGAACUGAUUCUCUUGUUGACUUUCCUUUUUUUUCUAAGUGAAAAUAUAUUUAGUGCCAAUAUGAAAUCUCCAGUCACACACCCCCUGACCCCCACCCUCGGCCCUCCACCCCACAGGGGGUCCUUCCCCUCUCCUCCUUUGAUCUCAGUCUGUCCACUUCUUCAGUACUGAGUGAUGGAGUUUGACAAUAUUCUCUUUUUAGAGUCCCAAGCUAUUUUGCUGAGGGUGCACUCUUCACAGCAUCCAUUGCUUCAUAGCUGUUGUCACUUUUAGAUACUUUAAGUUUGCUUUUGUUUUAGAUUGGGUUAUAUGAAGUCUUUUGUCCUGCGAAGAGCUCUUAAAGAUCCAGUUAAUGAGCGUGACACAUCUUCAAAACUGGUUUUUUAUGGAAAUUAGUCUUUAUUGGGGUGAAGACUACAGAACAGCUUCUUUACCUUUGCAAAAAUGUGAUGGCACUUUCUAUUGAGCACAGUAUGGCUUUCAGAAUUUAAAAAAUGCCUGUAUGAUUCUCUCUCUCUCUCGUUCUCUCUCUCUCUGUUUCUUUCCCUCUCUCUUGUUACAUCUGAGCUUUCAGUGUCGAACUGUUAGUUUCUUUCUUUCUUUGGCAAGUUUUCAGCUGGAAAAGAAAUAAUUUCCUUAAGACGGAGAACCCAGUUGUUGUUUUGUGGUUGUGCGUGUGUGUUUGUCUCUUCUUUUUAAUUAAACACUGCUUUUGGUUUUUCCCAAAAAGACAAAAAGCUCCAUUUGUACAGGGCUGUGUGAUUUGUGCCCAUGUAGUUCAUAAAAAUGAGUUGGUAUGCUAAUGGCUUGUUUACCGAAUGUGCACUGAGUGUUUUACAUGAAUACUGUACUGUUUUACAUUAAUACUGCAUGCUUUUCUAUGUGGAAUGAAUAAAAAGAAAGUCACAAGCACCGUAA
This is a messenger RNA of Anolis sagrei ordinatus, 3222 nucleotides long. RefSeq names its product ORC ubiquitin ligase 1 (gene OBI1). Lineage: Eukaryota; Metazoa; Chordata; Lepidosauria; Squamata; Anolidae. Gene Ontology annotation, molecular function: ubiquitin-protein transferase activity; metal ion binding. The record is from RefSeq and is a predicted model, not a curated record. Gene Ontology annotation, biological process: protein monoubiquitination; regulation of DNA replication.